This is a messenger RNA of Seriola dumerili (greater amberjack), 2201 nucleotides long. RefSeq names its product serine/threonine-protein kinase Nek11-like. The coding region runs from base 11 to 2065 and encodes 684 amino acids. The record is from RefSeq and is a predicted model, not a curated record. Gene Ontology annotation, molecular function: ATP binding; protein kinase activity. NCBI's taxonomy places the organism in Eukaryota, Metazoa, Chordata, Actinopteri, Carangiformes, Carangidae. Gene Ontology annotation, biological process: protein phosphorylation. The transcript has 17 exons.
AGCUGAUAGGAUGCCCAGGUUUCAGGAGGUGGAGUCAGGUCAGGCUCCGCCCUCUGGAGGCAGUGGUCUGGUUGCUAAGCGAUACAACAUCCUGCAGAGUCUGGGCAGAGGAAGUUUUGGUUCUGUUUAUCUGGUUCAGGACACGAGAGCUGCAGACGGAGAGAAGCUGAAGGUGUUGAAGCAGAUUCCUCUGGGCGACCUUCGACCUGACGAGACGGUGCGGGCGACGCAGGAAGCCCAGCUGCUGUCUCAGCUGCACCACCCGGCCAUCCUCACCUUCUACCACAGCUUCCUGGAGAGAGACGCCUUCUGCAUCAUCACCGAGUACUGCCAGGACCGAGAUCUGGACUGGAAGCUGGAGGAGGUGCGACGAGCCGGGCGGAGCCUCCCUGAAAUCCAGGUCAUCGAUUGGUUCAUCCAGUUGCUGCUUGGCCUGCACUACAUGCAUGACAGGCGAAUCCUCCACAGAGACCUCAAGGCCAAGAACGUCUUUCUGAAACAAAACCUCGUUAAGAUCGGGGAUUUUGGUGUUUCCUGUCUGCUCAUGGGAUCAUGUGACCUGGCCACCACCUUCACAGGGACGCCCUACUACAUGAGUCCAGAGGUGGUGACCCACCAGGGAUACGACUCCAAGUCUGACAUCUGGGCUCUGGGCUGCCUCCUCUUUGAGAUGUGCUGUCUGACUCACGCCUUCCGGGGGCCGAGCUUCCUGUCCGUGGUGAUGAAGAUCGUGGAGGGAGAAACCCCAACGCUCCCCGCCUCCUUCUCCCCUGAUCUGAACUCCGUCCUGCAGAGGAUGCUGCACAAACAACCUUCGUCCAGACCGUCAGCUGCAGAACUCCUCAAGACCAAGUUCAUGGAGAGACACAUGCAGCUGCUGAUCUGGUCUGUGCUGGUUCUGGUCUGCAGGGCUCUGGGCUGCCUCCUCUUUGAGAUGUGCUGUCUGACUCACGCCUUCCGGGGGCCGAGCUUCCUGUCCGUGGUGAUGAAGAUCGUGGAGGGAGAAACCCCAACGCUCCCCGCCUCCUUCUCCCCUGAUCUGAACUCCGUCCUGCAGAGGAUGCUGCACAAACAACCUUCGUCCAGACCGUCAGCUGCAGAACUCCUCAAGACCAAGUUCAUGGAGAGACACAUGCAGAAGAUGAAGAUCAGGUUUGAGUUUGUGUCGUCAGGAGGAGAGGAAGAUGCUCAAGUCAUCGCCAAGAACAUGCAGACAAAGGUCCACCUGCAGACGCUGAGGGAGAGGUCGGAGGUAGAGAAGAUGACGCCCAGGGAGAGAAUGAGGCUCCGCAAACUGCAGGCUGCUGAUGAGAAGGCCAGGAGACUGAGGAAACUGGCUGAGAAGAAAUAUGAAGAGAUCCACACCCGGAGGAGAGAGCUGAGGAGCCGCCAUUUUGAAAAAAUCAGUGUGGACGUUCUGAACGAGAGCAGAGAGGGCGGAGCCUGUCAGACUCUAAUCCAAUCGCCAAUCAGGAGCCACGAUCACCGGUCCGCAGGAGGGUUGCAGCCAAUUGAGAGGCAGGAUGAGUCAGAACCAGAGCUGCACGAUAUCCCAGAGGACCCUCAGGCUGCUGAAGUUUACUACAACCAGGAUGGAUUUGACUCGUGUUCAGAGGAUGAGGAGACGGAGACACCUGCAGAGACACUUUACCUGUCUGACCCACAGGUCAGUGAGCUGGAGGCUAUGAUGAAGCACAUGCAGAAAGUUCUGGAAGAGGAGCUGAGUGGAGAUCCAGUGGAGCCUGAGGCCCCCCAGACCCCCCAGGGGCCCCGGAGCCCCCAGACCCCCCAGGGGCCCCAGAUGAUCAACAGCAGCCUGCUGGAGACCAGAAUCCAACACCUGAGAGAGUCUGCCUGUCGCCGCCUCGGCUCAGACGUCUUCCAGCAGCUGUAUGAGAACCUGAAGGAGGCCAGGCGGCGGCGGGAGGUUGAGGAUGAGGACAGCGUCACCGAGGACGCUCCAGAGGAUGAACCUGAUGUGGGCUUCCAGGUGGACCAGCUGCUGUUCCUCGAGGGAGAGCUGCAGAGAGUGAGACGGCUGCAGGAGUACACACCCCCAGUCUGAAAAACUUUAUUUAAACAACUCAUCAUCACAAAGAACAUUUCUUACUUUACAGGUAAACUGAUCAGAGCUUUCUGUAUGUGCUAGAAGAAUUACAUUAAACAUUUACAAGGGAAGUGAAUGAAUUUUUCCCCUGAAG